AUGUUCAGAAAAUUAAUUCAAAGGUUUCCCAGAAAUUACUUUUCAACUUCUAAAAGAAGCAUCAAUGAAAUUCCCUCUUUAUCUGAAUUCAUGAAGUAGUAAGACCCUUAAGUCAAUAACACUAAUAAUGGGCCUAAAUUUUUUAUUGAAACAUAUGGGUGUUAAAUGAAUGCAAAUGAUUCUUAAAUUGUGUAAUCAAUUUUAUCAAGUGAGGGGUAUUCUAAUACAAACGACAUCUCUGAAGCUGAUAUCAUAUUCUUAAAUACUUGUUCAAUAAGAGCAAAUGCUGAGAAAAAAGUGUUUCAAAGAAUGUCAGAAUUAAAAUCUUAAAAUAAAGUUUUAGGCAUUUUAGGAUGUAUGGCAGAAAGACUUAAAGAACAGUUAUUCGUCUAAGGAGCAAACAUUAUUGUAGGCCCAGAUAGUUAUAAAUCCCUACCUACACUGUUAAACUCUUUUCAAUUAACAAGAGAUAAAUAAAUUGACACAAAUCUUUCAUUAACAGAAACUUACGACGAUAUUCUUCCAAUUAAUCCUACUGAUAGCAUCACAACAUAUGUUUCUAUAAUGAGAGGAUGCAAUAAUAUGUGUUCAUUUUGUGUUGUUCCUUUCACAAGAGGAAGAGAAAGGAGCAGAAAUCCUGAAAGUAUUUUAGAAGAAAUACAAAUUUUAACCUAAAAAGGAAUAAAGGAAGUCACUCUCCUUGGUUAAAAUGUAAAUAGUUACUUUUUUCAAGAUGAAAAAAUAUCAAGUUAACAUGAAAACACAGUUGGCUUUACAGAACUAUAUAAAUUGAGAUCUGGAAAUGGCUUAAGAUUUGAUUAACUCUUGGAUGAAAUUGCAGUUAAAUUUCCAAAAACGAGAAUUAGAUUUACUUCACCUCAUCCAAAGAAUUUUCCAAAGAAAGUUUUAGAAGUAAUUGCAAAACACCCAAAUAUUUGCAAGAAUAUCCACAUACCUAUACAAUCAGGUUCAGAUGAAAUAUUGAAAAAAAUGAGAAGAAAUUACACAAGAGGGGCAAUUGUGGAUUUAUGUAAUGAAGCAAGAACAUUAAUUCCUAAUGUAACCUUGUCAACCGAUGUAAUUGUUGGUUUUUGUGAUGAGACUGAGUACGAUUUUGAAUAAACAUUAAGUUUGUUAUAACUUGUUUAAUUUGAAAAUGCGUUUAUGUUUGCUUAUUCGAUGAGGGAAAAAACACACGCGUAUAGAAACUUAUAAGAUAAUGUACCUGAAAGUGUCAAAUCAAGUCGUCUUGAAAAGCUGAUUGAACAAUAACACAAAAUAAUGAAUUAUAAGAAUUCACUUGAGAUUGGAAAGAAACAUAUCGUUUUAGUUGAAUAAUUAGGGAAUAAACCUAAUCAACUCAAAGGUCGAACAGAUUCCAACAAAGGUGUCGUAUUCCAGAAUGAUAAUAAUAUCUAUGCUAUUGGAGAUUUUGUCGAAGUUGAAAUAUUGGGUAGUGGUUUAAAAACACUUUCAGGAAGGCCUUUAAAUAAAUGUGAAAUAAAUUUUAAUUGA
Molecule: messenger RNA, 1515 nt
Organism: Paramecium tetraurelia
Lineage: Eukaryota; Ciliophora; Oligohymenophorea; Peniculida; Parameciidae
Exons: 4
Biological process (GO): tRNA modification; negative regulation of cyclin-dependent protein serine/threonine kinase activity
Cellular component (GO): cytosol; mitochondrion
Molecular function (GO): 4 iron, 4 sulfur cluster binding; tRNA-2-methylthio-N(6)-dimethylallyladenosine(37) synthase activity
Source: RefSeq, a predicted model, not a curated record